Molecule: messenger RNA, 1911 nt
Organism: Penaeus indicus
Lineage: Eukaryota; Metazoa; Arthropoda; Malacostraca; Decapoda; Penaeidae
Exons: 4
Coding region: 1-1911 (636 amino acids)
Source: RefSeq, a predicted model, not a curated record
AUGGAUAUCAAUUACAACGUUAAAGUAUCGAACAAUUUUGAGACUCUUCUACAGUGCGAAGAAGAGAAAACACCAAAUGACCUAUGGAAUGAAGGACGAAACAUUUUGCUGAAAACUGUAGAAUACAUCAGUAAGAAAAAGAACAAAAGAAACAAUUGGAUAUCUGAAGAAACCAUAAAGGAAGUUGAGAACUCAACAGAACCACCACCUCUUCUUGAAGAAAUCAAAGAUGCAAUAAAAGAUCUGAAGAUAAGAAAGAGCCUUGGAAAUGACCAGGUCACAGCUGAGAUUAUAAGUAUGGUGGAGAGAAUUCACAGCAGCAAAAUUCUUCUGAAAAUCAUCGCCAAACGAAUGGCCUCAAAACUAAACGAAGAAAUAGCUAAAGAACAAGCAGGAUUUAGACCUGGAAAAGGCACCAGAGACCAAAUCAUGAACCUGAAAAUGAUUCUCGAAAAGAACAGAGAAAGAGGACUUGACGGGUUUCUGUGCUUUAUUAACUACUCUAAAGCUUUUGACACUGUUGCGCAUGACAACUUAUGGAAUAACAUGUACACUAUGGGCUUUCCAACUCACAUCAUUCUACUUCUGAAAUCAUUGUAUGAACAACAAAAAGCAGCAGUAAGAACUACUUAUGGACUGACCGACUGGUUUGAUAUAGAACAAGGCGUUAGACAAGGGUGCAUUAUUUCCCCACAUCUCUUCAACAUCUACUCGGAAAUGAUCAUGAGAAAUGCACUUGAAGAUUAUGAAGGCAGCAUUAAAAUUGAAGGACAUAGUAUCACCAAUCUCAGAUACGCUGAUGACGUUGUCUUAAUAGCUGGAAGUAUAGAUGAACUCCAAAACCUUGUAGACAGAGUAAAAACAGAGAGUGAAAAGACUGGUCUGUUACUGAAUGCCAAGAAAACAAAAGUAAUGAAGAUCCAAAAAACACCAACAGAUCAAGAAAUUAUAAUUGACGGAGCCCCUGUAGAAAAUGUCACAGAAUUUACAUAUCUUGGAGCCACUUUUACCAAUAAAGUCGAUGAUUCAAAAGAGAUCAGGAAAAGAAUUACUUUAGCAAAAAAUGCCACAAUAGCCCUCAGCAACAUUUGGAAAGAUAGAAAUAUAUCAAUAAUUACUAAGAAACGGCUUCUCCAUUCACUUGUCUUCUCUAUAGCAUCGUAUGGAUCAGAAUGCUGGGUUCUAAAAGCUACAGAUAGGAAGAAGAUUGAAAGCUUCGAGAUAUGGUGUUACAGGAGAGUGCUCAGAAUUAGCUGGAUUGAGAAAAAGACUAAUGAGGAAGUCCUUCAGCGAAUCAACAUUAAAAGAAGACUGCUUAACAUUCUUGAUGAAAGAAAACUGACAUUCAUUGGCCAUCAGAUGAGGAAGAACAACUCAUUUGAAAAAACGUUGCUGCUCGGAGUAGUUUAUGGCAGAAGAACGAGAGGACGGACUAAAAUAAGACUUUAUGACAACAAUAGGGAAUUGACUGGGCUGACUAUGGUAGAGUUGGAGAGAAAGGCGCAGGAUCGGGCAAGAUGGCGUAAAUGUGUGCAGAGGGCCACGGCAGCUCGAAUACAACGAACUAUCCGACUAGAAACUCCCGUCACAAGAGUCAAACUGGCAAGUGAACAAGCAGGAUUAAUGCUCAAUACGCAAAAGACAAAAGUUAUGAAGAUGGCUGGUGAUCCAGAGAACAUCGAAAUAAGAGACCUCAUUGUGAAUGGCGAAGUAAUAGAAACGGUUAAAAAAUUCAUCUACCUCGGUGCAAUAUUCACAAGUGACUGCAAUGAUAGCGCAGGAAUCAAAAGGAGAUUGGCAAUCGCAAGAAAUGCAGUCAUCAGCCUAAGCAACACAUGGAAAGAUCGUGAUCCAAACGAAAAUUCAAAUUCUAAAUACUCUGGUAUUCCCUGUAGCAACAUAUGGCUGUGA